GGUAAUUUGUUUUCUCUCUCUUUCUCGCUCAGAAUCCAUCAAUCAAAAACCGAACGCCCUAAUUGAAGCACGUGUUCAUAGUUGUAUGCGUUCUCAAACAACAUUGCUUGCUGCCUUUUCUUCCUCAGGAAUCCCAUUCACAGAAUCACAGGUAACUGCUGAUUGCUGAAGCAGAGUUGAGUGGCAUGGCGACAUCCUUAUCAAAAAUACUCUUCAAGGGAAUCGCAGCUCGUUCUCUCACCACACAUCAAACUGGUUCCUGUUAUUAUGGAAUGAGAUACUUCAACACGGUGUCAAAUGAUCCCGACACACAUGAUGACUUCAAGCCAGCUAAUAAACUUGAGAGUUCUGGCAUUUCUUUGUCAGAUGUUGUUGGGAAGGAUGUCAAGGAUAAUCCUGUUAUGAUUUACAUGAAAGGUGUGCCUGAUUAUCCACAGUGUGGAUUUAGUUCUCUGGCAGUUAGAGUUUUAACACAAUAUGAUGUUCCCUUAAGUGCUAGAAACAUUUUGGAGGAUCCUGAGCUGAAAAGUGCUGUAAAAGCCUUCAGUAACUGGCCAACAUUUCCACAAAUUUUCAUUAAGGGAGAUUUUGUUGGUGGAUCAGAUAUUAUUCUUAAUAUGCACCAGACUGGUGAAUUGAAGGAAAAGCUUAAAGAUAUUAUCUCCAAGAAGUAAAUGCACAACUAAGGUGAUGAUAUUUAAGAGAAAAAGGUAGUUUAGACAACCUUAUUCGAUGUAAUCUAUUUCUCUUGCUAAAAGAUGACAUUAUGUGAUUUCUUUGUAUAAGCUUUUCUGGAGAGUAAUAAGUUAUUUGAGAAAGAAAAAGUUGUAUGUUUUAAGGUAUUCCUUUCUAUUAAGAUUUUUUUGUGCGUGUACCUUGCUUUAAUGUUCAUAUGUUGUACAU
Molecule: messenger RNA, 903 nt
Organism: Gastrolobium bilobum
Lineage: Eukaryota; Viridiplantae; Streptophyta; Magnoliopsida; Fabales; Fabaceae
Product: monothiol glutaredoxin-S15, mitochondrial-like
Exons: 6
Coding region: 186-674 (162 amino acids)
Source: RefSeq, a predicted model, not a curated record